AUGGCUUCCGGAGAAGGACAAAAGGUCACCACCGACCCCCAAACCCUCGCAGACCCAAAGACCGAAAACCCAGGCCUCGUCACCUCCGACUCCCUCGCCGCCGAGUCCGUCAACGAAGGCGGCUCCUUCGCCGCAACAAGCGACUCGCGCGGCCCCAUGGCCCAGCCCUCCUACUCCAGCAACGCCGCCACAACCGACGUCUCCAACGCGCGAAUCCUCGACUCCGCGCCCGACGCCGAAGCCCGGCAAGCGAGCGAAGCAUGGAACGAGGCGGCCAUCCUGAACGCCAACAUCGACGGCAAGCGCGACAAGGAUCUCGGCAUUGGGCCGACGUGGAACACGCCUGGCCCGAAGACGGUGAAUCCGGAUCAGCGCGAGGCGAGAUAUGGAACGGGCAAUGCGGCGCCUGCGCCGGGAUAUGUGGCGUACUCGUCGCAGGUGAGCGAUGGAGAUGGCGCGCCCAAACAGGUGCCUAAGGGCGAGGGGUUGACGGAGGGGGGAUUCAAUUCUGAGGCGCCGAAUGCGAGCUACAAUACCAAUAUUGGAGGCGGGAAUGAUCCGGGGAGACGUGCGUUGGGGGAGAUUGAGGAGCAGAAUGCAGGUGGCUCGGGCCCGCGAGAGGGGCAGAUUAGCGGGAUGAAGCAGUUUGGAGAUCUCGAUGAGACGAGUGCGUAG
Molecule: messenger RNA, 675 nt
Organism: Neohortaea acidophila
Lineage: Eukaryota; Fungi; Ascomycota; Dothideomycetes; Mycosphaerellales; Teratosphaeriaceae
Exons: 2
Coding region: 1-675 (224 amino acids)
Source: RefSeq, a predicted model, not a curated record